This is a messenger RNA of Jaminaea rosea, 899 nucleotides long. RefSeq lists its product as hypothetical. The record is from RefSeq and is a predicted model, not a curated record. The transcript has a single exon. Bases 122 to 793 code for a protein of 223 amino acids. NCBI's taxonomy places the organism in Eukaryota, Fungi, Basidiomycota, Exobasidiomycetes, Microstromatales.
CAUCUCGAGGUCGCCGUUGACUUGCCGUGCUGUUAAGCUUUGCCUUUUGUGCGGCCCAGGCGCGCGUCCACGCUAAAAGGCGGGCGAGCGGGAUCGAUGUGAAAGGACGAUUGGCUGUGCGAUGACUGAGCAAGUCUACGGACGUCUUCGUUCCCAUGCCUGGACAUCACUGAGCCUACGACUUUGUCGAGCUGUCUCAUUUCGACCUUGCGACGGACAGCGGCGGCUGCUUCACUCGCACACGAUAGAUGCAUAUGAAGGGCGGGAGUUAGCAGGCGCCUCUGCGGCUCGCUAUCCAUCGUUGCUCUGCUCGCCUUGCGACGCCAAAUUGCUCUCUGUCUCAGCGCAACCUCGGAGCACGAUCGGAAGAAGUGGUCCUCAUACCACUCGAGGUGAAUUUGGCCCGUUGGCGGUCUGGCUCGUGGAGAGGUUCGCCCACACGCUCCCUCGCAGCUGGUCGUGCAUCCAUCGGGGGCCAAUGAUACGCCACUACCGGCAUCUCAGAAGCUCAGACUCUCGGGACGGACAAACAGACGAUGCUCAUCUUCGUUCUCUUCUUGUUAUCCGGCGCGCGCGCCUCUCGUAUUCGAAGCGGGGGUCUCAAAGAGACCGGCGGACCAUAAAUCGUAUGCGACGCAGGCGGGACCGUAGCUGCGUGCGUCGCGUCCAGCCUCAAAAGUGGCCUCUACGUGUUGUUGAUUCAAGAGGCCCUCCGCUAAGCUGGCUCUCCAGCUCGGACGGCGGGGCCGGAGCGGGCGCCAAGCGAGAUUCGCCCCGUCUUGACUUGAGGUGACUGACUUGCUUUUGACGUCGACUAGCGUCGGCGGCGCGGGUCAAAGUCAAGCGCGACGGACCUGAAAAAGCCAAUCUUCGGGCGCAGCGAGCGACGGAGCAGCGGC